AUGGUCUGGAUACAUGGAGGCUCUUACUUUUUUGGGUCUGGCUCUUUGCACCUCUACGACGGCUCCAGCUUGGCUGCUAAUCAAGAUGUUGUGGUGGUAACUAUCAACUAUCGGACAAAUCUAUUUGGGUUCCCUGGAUCCCCUGAGCUACCAGCAGCGGAGAAGAACUUGGGAUUACUGGAUCAACGGUUCGCCCUGGAUUGGGUUCGACGUAAUAUCGCAGCCUUUGGCGGGGAUCCAGAGAAAAUAACAAUUUUCGGAGAAAGCGCAGGAGGAGGGAGCGUCGAUGGUCUAAUUACCGCUCCGCCUGAACCUGUUCCCUUCCGCGCUGCAAUUAUGCAAUCUGGCCAGUCCACGAUAAGGGCUCUCGACCCUGACCCCGCUGUCGCAUGGAAAAAGCUCCUGGACGUGACUAAAUGCUCUUCCUUAAAAAACGCUCUCGAAUGUGUUCGCGCAGUUCCUGCCUUGGAGUUGAAAGAAAUCAUCGAACGGCAACAGCUAGUAUUUGGACCGACACCUGAUGGUGGUGUCACCUGGGCAGACUCUCCUCGCAAAAGGCGUCUCGAUUCCGCCGAUCAGAAAUCACUUAUUGCGCGUGUACCGGUGUUGAUGGGAAGCAACGCUGACGAAGCUCUUCCCUUCGCAGCAGGCAUGAAUGACACUGAGGGAUUCCUCCGUGGAUAUUUACUGGGCGUUCCUGAAAAGACUAUUCAAAACAUCCUGAAUACAUACCCUAUUGGUUCCCCAGGAAUUAGCGAUGAAUCCCAUCGUCUGUCUGCCAUCCUUACUGACUUUUCCUUCCAGUGCCCAGCGAGGUUAGACACAGAUGACAGCGCAGCCGCGGGAAUUGAUGUAUGGCGAUACUAUUUUAACGCGAGCUUUCCAAACACUGAGCUAGCCGAGGGAGGCGGAGCCUAUCAUGGAUUGGAAGUCUAUUCGAUCUUUGGAACGUAUCCUCAAAAAGGGGCCACGAAGUUCCAGAUAGAAGUUGGAAAGGGGAUGCAGGAGGCUUGGGCGAAUUUUGCCAAGAAUCCAAAUAAGGGCCCGGGAUGGGAGAAAGUUCCUCGACUCGGAGUGUUUGGCGGUGGUGCAAGAACAGGAACAGGCGAUGAAGACAGAAAGGUAUUGGCAACCAUAGAUUCCAAGGAUGUGGACUUUUAUGAUAACGUCAGUUCAUUCUCCUCGAGAUUUCAGCUGGGCAUUUUGUGA
Histoplasma mississippiense is the source of this 1209-nucleotide messenger RNA. Its product is annotated as cholinesterase. Gene Ontology annotation, molecular function: cholinesterase activity. The record is from RefSeq and is a predicted model, not a curated record. Bases 1 to 1209 code for a protein of 402 amino acids. NCBI's taxonomy places the organism in Eukaryota, Fungi, Ascomycota, Eurotiomycetes, Onygenales, Ajellomycetaceae. The transcript has 3 exons.